UGUAACAUAGCCCAUCAGUACAAAACAUAUAAUCAAUUCUGCACAAACUGCAAAAAAACCCUGCAGUAGAAUUACAGAUUUUGCCACUGUCAGAAACACAAGGCAGUCACGUUAGUUUUUUUGGAUGUGACAUUCCAAACAAGCUAGAAGUUUUAGCCCAAGGGAGAGCAUCUAUCAAGCAUUUAACAAAGUGACAUGCCAUUUACUGCAGUUUCCCCUCAUACAUACACACAUACUUUGUGCAAACCACUUCUAUUCUGUUAUGUUGAUUCAAACAUGAUGAUUAGCGGCAGAUAAAAUAAUAUUAUUUUUACAAAUACAAAUCUAUGUAUUUUCAGAUUAGUUUUUAAGUUUCUGGUCACCAAAUUCUCCAGAGAGUGUCUCAAAUCCACACCACGUAGCUGACUGCUAGAUCUUGCAUUUGGAUACAUGAUUUUGCUGAAAUAGGAAUGGGAAAUACAUAGGAUCCUGUGAGAAACAGUGAACUGAAGAAACUUUCCUGAAGCUCAAGGAGCCUAUCAUUUCCAAGGAAAUCUUGACUGGUUUUAAAAAUGUUCAGAACUGCAAUUAGUAUCUUCCCCUAAAAUAGUUGUUGAAAGUGAAUACAUUAUUACCAGCAUUAUAUUUCAGACUUUAAUCUUAAAGGAUCACAUUUCCUCAGCAUAGUCUGUUGAACAAACAACACAAACGGAUGCCAUCCAGCACAACAGCUUCAGAUGUGGGGAAAUAGUUGUAUUUACACCAGCAUAUUUAGUUGACCCUUUUGUUGCCAAUUUCAGAGCUGAAAGUCCCAGAAAAAUAAUCUUUUCUCUGAAAUAAAUCAGUGCAAUUAGUUAAACUGACCUGUGUAAAUAAUUUUGGGAGAAGCAUGCAGGCAAACCAACCAUUGAGGUAAAUCAAAACUGUUACAAACAACUGAGUGAUUUGUAACUUGUCAAGGAACAUAUGUCACUGAAAAAAACUAGAAAUGGCUCAUAAAAAAUUAAAUUGUUCUAGGACUCUCCACCCCCCAAUUCCACGCUGUAUACUUCAUUAAUUAAUCGGUCAAUGCCACCCAGCGAAAAUCUGAGCAAUCAAGCUGUAGCAAACACAGUAUGGUUAUAGAUAUCUAUACAAUGUUGAAAUUGGACAAGUUCAAAAGUUCAGCAGCGAGUAGCUGCAAGGACGGGCUGCCGCCACACCCCUUUCUGCUGUCAGCAUGUGAGAAGAGUCCACGGUUGGAAAUAAGGCGGAAAUUGACCAUGUGCCAAGAAGGAGAGUUGAGCAAGAAAAAUUCACAGUAACGUUCAACCUUAAACCACUAAGAAAAAAAAAGUAAAAAGGGAGGGGGGGGGGGGGAAGAGGAGGCUGACUGUGCCGCGGAGCUGGGAGUGGUUUUUUUAUUGGGGUGGGGGGGAGAUCAGCCAGGUCCAACCUCUACUAGAGCCAUGGAGAGCCCGGUCCUAUCCUGUGUCAUUUACCCAGGUGAUGGGAAUAUGGGUGAGGCAAAAAAGACCUGCCCCACGCGGCUCUGCGGAGAGGCGGAGCAGCAGCCGGGGGUCCCUGGAAAAGCUCCGGGGGAAGCGGAGAGCAGCAACGGCAGCCAGCAGCCCCCCGGCUCCGGGGAAGGGAGCGCGGCAGCGGAGGAAGAGGAAAACGGGGGUGGGGAAAGCGCCGCGCUGCAGUUGCAAGCUCCCUGCGGUUUCAGCUCCUCCUUGUGCUUCAGCUCGCCCGGGGGGGACAAAGCCCCGCAGCAGGAUCCCGGAGCCGCCUCCCCCUGCAGCCGGGUAGUGCAGAGCCAGUGGGAGAUUAACAACGCGACGGCCGAGGAGGGGGAGGCGGGAGGAGGCGGCGACAUCGCCCGGCCGCCGCCUGGCACUUACUGCCCCCAGGCUGGAGCGCAGCCCAGGAGCCCGCCGCCGCUCUCGGAGGAGCCGGACCUGGUGAUCGAAGUGUCCGGCCGGCACAUCCGCGCCCACAAGUCGGUGCUGGCGGCCAAGAGCGACUAUUUCCGCGCGCGCUCGUCGCGAGAUAUCCUGCGGGUGAAGGGGGUGAGCUACGGGGCGCUGCGCCUGCUCAUCGACUACGUCUACACGGCCCGCAUGGGCGAGGUGCGCCACGACAACCUGGCCGAGGUGGUGAGCGGCGCCCGCGUGCUGCAGAUGCCCUGCGCCCUGCACUGCGCGGCCGAGGCCAUGCGCGCCCAGCUGCGCCUCGACAACUGCUACCAGCUGCUGUGCCUGGCCAAGAAGCAGCGGCUGGCGGAGCUGCGGGAGGCCGCCUACCGCUUCAUGAGCGACCACUACCUGCAGGUGCUGCGGGAGCCCGCGGUCUACGGCCGCCUGAGCGGCGCCGAGCGGGACCUCAUCCUGCAGCGCCGCCUGGAGGCCGGCAAGCGCUGCCUGCUGGUGGCCGAGGUCAGCGACGCCUUCGAGAGGCUGAGCGCGGGCAGCAGCCGGCCGCAGAGCCGGGAGAGCAGCCGGCCGCAGAGCCCCUCCUCCGUGGUGUCGCUGGAGGAGAGCAGCUACCUGAUCUACUGCUACCAAGAGGCGGCCAAGGAGUGGAGGGUGCUGACCCGUCUGCCGGAAGAGGCCAAUGCCAAGGGCUGUGCCAUGUGCGUCCUCUACAACUAUCUCUUCUUGGCUGGAGGCAUCACGUCAUCAUCGGGGGAGCAGCGCGCCCGUCUCUCCGACAAGGUGUUCUGCUACAACCCGCUCACUGACACAUGGAGCCAGGUGCGGCCAUUGGGCCAGCCCCGCUCACAGCUCAAGCUGCUGGCCCUGGACGGCUACCUUUAUGCUGUCGGGGGCGAGUGCCUCUUCACGGUGGAGAGGUACGACCCGCGGGCUGACCGCUGGAGCUCAGUGGCCCCACUGCCCAAGGGUGCCUUCGCUGUGGCACAUGAAGCCACUACCUGCAAUGGGGAGAUCUAUGUGUCGGGUGGCUCCCUCUUCUACCGCCUGCUCAAGUACGACCCUCGGCGGGACGAGUGGCAAGAAUGCCCCUACAACAGCAGCCGUCGCCGCUCUGCCGACAUGGUGGCCUUCAAGAGCUUCAUCUACCGCUUUGACCUGAACAGUGGACGUGGCGAGCAGGGCCAGGCUGGUGGGGUCGAGGUCUUCCGCUACAACACUGUGGCCAAGCGCUGGAGCCAGUGUGCCUCUUUGCGGCCCAGCGGCAACCCCCUGCAGCCCUUCCGCUGCGCCGCACUGGGCAGCACCAUCUACUGUGUUAACCGGGCUGGCUCUUUGCGCUUCAACCUAGCCCAGGAUGGCGAGGUGGAAGCUGAUGGAGGACUGCCAGGUAGCUUCGAUGCAGAGCUGCUCAAGGCCCCCUUUGAGGCCAAAGGUGUCCUCCUGCCUUUUGUGCUCACUCUACCAGAGAAGCCUGACAAAGCUGGAGAGCCAGACAGCCCCCUUGUGCUGUGAGUGGACUUGGUGUGGGGGGCAGCCAGCUCAACUGUGGGUAGGGGCUGUGUUCAGUUCCAGUGGGGCAUCUCCAUCAGCUGGUCUAGGGCCCCUUCAUCAUUGCAUGGCACACAUCCAGCCAGAGGCCUACACCACUCCAUAGGUGGGAGCUGGGCCUGCUUUUAUCUGAGCAGCCUGCUCCACAGUUACAGCCCCAGACUAGGGGCACCUUCAAAAGGUAUGCAUGCAUUAGCCAGCUGAGGUGCCCCUCUUGAAAUGUUGAUAUAGAGCCACUGCUGGUUAUAACCACUCUAAUCUUUACUGUGCUUCAUGUGGGAAGAAUUCACUCCUUGGCACUGGUUAGCAGCCAAGCAAAUUAAAGAAAAGUUGCUAAAAUAGGAUAAUCUUUGGGAUAAUGUGAGCCAGUUCCCAAUCUGGAAAAGAACUUUUGCCCUGGAGUUAUAUAAAUCCCUGAUAACAGAGGUUUGUAAUGGAAUAUUUAAUAGUGUUGCUCUUGUACAUAUACACGAGGAGCUGCUGCUUCUGCCAUUCAUUUUCUUCUCUCUUCUGGAUAUCGGUUGUGAAUGCUGCUGGCUACAUAAUUUAAAAGAAUUCAGUUUACUUUUGAUGCUAAACUUAACAGUUCAUAUGUUAGAAAAGUGUAAGGAGAUCAUCUGAAUUUCAUCCUUUCGGUUUUGGUUCAAUAGACUCUUUAAAGAAGACAUAGCACUGCUGCCCCAAGAAUUUGCAACCACAACGAAUGAUUUAACAGAGACCAGCUUUAAAGUAUUUAAGCAUUUAAAUUUUAAAUGCCUGCCACAUGUUCAUAUUUGGAACACAGGGGGAAAGUCAAUUUACCAUAGUACAGCAGAAUUGAAGUUUUCAUACACUCCAUGGCUGAAAGAAGUGAAACUUUGUGGAAAAGACAAUGCUCUACUUUUUUAUGAGAAGUUUUAAAUUAUACUAAACAGGAAGCAAAACUGUUCAGUUCAUGACAGAUUGACAUGACUGUGGGUACCACUAAGUUUUAGGGAAAACAUUUUGUAGUUUACUGUUCUUUAAGUGCAAAUCAAUGAAAAUCAGUGAACCUAAACCAAAUGUGAAUUCUUUGAAACUGGCUUCAUUCCGUUUACAUAUUUCAUUUUAUGUCCAGUAGCUUGUGGUAAGGGACUAUUCCAGCAUAGAAAAGGCUCUCACAGGAGAACAAGAAAAAGAGUUUGCUACACAGGCUGAUUAUACUCAUGUAUUAGAAUGAUGGUGACAUUUCCUUAUCUUUUAAUUGAGAGAAUGAUCUAUUUAUUUCAGGUAGAUGAAUGUCAUAAUUAAUAACUUACUGAUGAAUUAUAGUUCAUACUGAUGCCACAUACUUUUGUUUGGAUUCUGAAUCUUUAGAGAACAAUUGUUUAUGGAGCAGCAUAUAAAGAGGAGAAAAUUGAUAUCAUGGGAUGCUGAAGCAGACUUUUUGUCAUGUUAUUCAGAAAAAAAGAGCAAACCUUCUGGACAAGCAUGUUGUAUUAAAAAAGUGCACUUGCAUUUAUUUCAUAUAUUUUAUAUGUAGACAUCCAACAAAAGGAUACAGAAAAUUUGUUUAAAUUAAUAAGAAACCAUUUUCUAAAAAUAAAUGCGGUGUUUUUGCUAUUGCUAAUUCAGUCUGGAAUUGUCACUUGAUUAUGGAAAAGAAUUGUUUAUAAGUAUUCAUUCUAGAAAGACAUCACAUCAAAGAACUGCAGUAGAAGAAUCUUUAUGUUUUAUUAAAAUACCUUAUUGAGCAGGGUCCUAACAGUAAAAUUCUUAUAUCUUAUUGCUACUUCUAAAAAAAGUAGUAGAUUCUACUAUAAGACAUAAUUUUGGCAGACAGAAUCCAGGGAGUUCAUGGUUUGUUUGAUGUUUUACACAGUUGAUCUGAUUCCACACUAUUUAGAAACUAGUGAUGCAAUCAUGAAUUUUUAGUCAAAUAAUCUCUUCCCCAGUGAAUUCAGUGGAUGUUUUGAGUGAACAAGGAUUGUAGGACUGGACUAUUUACAUUUUAGCUUGACCAGAAUGCUAGUUGGUUGAAUGGAUUAGAAUUUGUGUUGUGUAUACAUGCAGAUAUUAGAUAUUGAUCUUUUACUUGCUGAUACACUUAAAGAUUGGUUAAUUCUUCAGCUCAACAAAUAAGAUUUUGCAUUUUGCUCCUAAAUAUAUACUGCCGUCUAAUUAUAAGAAAAGCUUUGAGGUUAAAGAAAAAAUGAUUUAUGUACAUUAGAAUUAUUUUUCAUAUGCACAGGUAAUGCUUCAGUUCCUGUAAAUGCAAACACUUCUGCACAUGCUUAACGCUAAGUAGGGUGCAAGUAUAUGCUAGAUAGGGCCUGAACCAGUACAAGAACCAGAUGCACAUAUUGAAAUGUUCAUUUUAUCUCAUACUACAAUUAUACAAUUGUUUAUGCAUUUGAAUACCUUAUCUAGGACAGUAUUUAUACUACAUUUCUAGUGAGGAAGCUAAUAAGGUGUGUAAUUUUUUCCCUUUUGCAUUUUAAUUUAGUGAUAUUUCAUGAAAAUGCUGCCUGGUUAGUUUUGGGUAAUUACUGUGACCUUAAAUUUAUGAAAAUAUUCCACAAACAUCCAACCAAGGUUUGAAAUGUACCUUAUAUCAUAGCACGUGCGCGCGCGCGCGCGCGCGCACACACACACACACAAAUCAAUAGUGCUACAGACACCAUGAAGACAUUUUUACUAUUUCAUUCAAACAGGGAAUGAUAGUAUUAGGCCAAAGUGUGCAUUCACCAUUUACCCUGGCAAAAUGAGAGCAGAAUCUGGUC
Molecule: messenger RNA, 6184 nt
Organism: Pelodiscus sinensis (Chinese soft-shelled turtle)
Lineage: Eukaryota; Metazoa; Chordata; Testudines; Trionychidae
Source: RefSeq, a predicted model, not a curated record